GUCUCUUGCUUCAAUAUUCCUUAUCGGCAACUCGCAUUCUCCCAGAGGCACCAGUCUCUCUCUCUCUCUCUCUCGCUCUCUCUCGUGUUAAUCCACAAGGAAUUAACGGAAAAGAUAAUUCGCAGAAACAGAAACAGGUAUAUAUAUUUAUAUAUUCCAGUGGCUAUGGUUCGAGGGCAGUGAAGAGGAAACCUAGCAGGUGUUUGAGUGUUUGAGGGGGGAGCAAGAAUGGGGACGGGGCCGUCGAAGAAUCCGGACAGCAGCUCUCACGGCGGCGACGAGGGGGGAGGGCAGCUCUACAUGUCCCUAAAGAUGGAGAACUACAAGCGCAAGGGCGACCUCAUCCCUCACGUCUACGGCUCCGUUCCUCUCGUUGGCUCUUGGGAUUCAUCUAAAGCUCUGUCGAUGGAACGCGAAUCAGCCUCAAUGUGGGAGUUGAGUUUCGUAGUUCCUCCCAAUCAUGAAACUCUGGAUUUCAAGUUCCUUUUAAAGCCCAAGCACAGUAAUGCGCCGUGCAUUGUGGAGGAGGGUCCGAACCGACUCCUCACAAGGGGAACUUUGCAAGGGGAUGCAAGGCUGGCUCUGUUCAGGCUAAAUGCCGAUGAGGUUCUUGAGUACAGAGUGUGCAUUAAGGCCGAUAGGGUUUCACCCUUUGAUCUUGCAGCUAGUUGGAGAGCUUAUCAGGAGAACCUCCAGCCGUCGACCGUUCGUGGAAUCCCUGAUGUCAGUAUAAAUGCUGUGCCAGAAACGGGCUAUGAAAAUGGUUCUUCAGCAAGUUUGGAGCUUGAUCUUGAGCAUUAUGUUGUCCCAGCUCCUGUAACUUCUGCAAACUCGGGUAUGAUUUAUGCUGCUAAUAUGACAGAAACUCCAAGGUCAUUGACUCGUUCUGGAGUUUUCUCCAACGCUGAUGGCUCAGGCAGUGCCCCACAUUCCCAUAAGGAUGGUGUUGUUUCUAUUGAUCGAACUGCAGCAAUAAAGGAUAUGGAGAUUGCAUUGCCAGAUUUGUCCAGGGUUUACUCAGGAACUGGCAUGAUUGAAUCAAAGUCCGUGGGCACAUUUUCACCUUUGCAAAAGCAAGAUAGUCAUAAGGGACUCUUUGUUGAUAGGGGUGUGGGUUCCCCUAGGCUAGUUAAAUCUUCUAGUACCUCCACCUUUGCUAAUGAUCUCAAAUUGGGUUCUGAAACCAAGAAUGUUAUGCCAGCGGCUGCUGGAGCUGUUGCAGCUGCAGCUGUAGCUGACCAGAUGCUUGGACCAAAAGAGGAUAGACAUUUGGCAAUUGUCCUGGUUGGUUUGCCAGCUCGAGGCAAGACUUUUACCGCAGCUAAACUUACAAGAUAUCUUCGUUGGUUGGGUCAUAAUACCAAACAUUUUAAUGUUGGGAAGUAUCGGCGCCUCAAGCAUGGAACUAAUCAGACUGCUGAUUUUUUUCGAGAUGACAAUCCAGAAGGUGUGGAGGCACGCAAUGAGGUAGCAGCCCUGGCAAUGGAUGAUAUGAUAUCCUGGAUGCAAGAAGGUGGACAGGUUGGAAUAUUUGAUGCCACAAAUAGUACCAGGAAACGAAGGAAUAUGCUUAUGAAAAUGGCUGAAGGAAAAUGCAAGAUUAUAUUUUUGGAAACCCUAUGCAAUGAUGAGCGCAUUAUUGAAAGAAAUAUACGCCUUAAAAUUCAACAGAGCCCAGACUAUGCAGAAGAGCCAGAUUUUGAAGCUGGAUUAAAAGACUUUAAAAAUCGAUUAACCAAUUAUGAAAAAGUCUAUGAGCCGGUAGAAGAAGGAUCUUAUAUCAAAAUGAUUGACAUGGUCAGUGGACAUGGCGGACAAAUACAAGUGAAUAACAUCAGUGGCUAUCUUCCUGGACGAAUUGUGUUUUUCUUGGUGAACACACAUCUCACACCCCGCCCAAUAUUACUUACUAGGCAUGGGGAGAGUCGCGACAAUGUUAGGGGCAGAAUUGGUGGUGACACUGUUUUAAGUGAUGCUGGUGAUCUUUAUGCAAAGAAACUUUCUAACUUUGUGGAAAAGCGACUAAAACCUGAACGAGCUGCUUCUAUAUGGACUAGCACACUGCAGAGAUCGAUACUGACAGCCAGUCCGAUUGUUGUAUUUCCCAAGAUCCAAUGGCGUGCACUUGAUGAGAUUAAUGCAGGUGUGUGUGAUGGAAUGACUUAUGAAGAGAUAAAGAAGAAUAUGCCCGAGGAGUACGAAUCACGUAAGAAGGACAAGCUGAGGUAUCGAUAUCCUCGUGGAGAAUCUUACCUGGAUGUCAUCCAAAGGCUAGAGCCUGUAAUCAUUGAGCUUGAGCGGCAGAGAGCACCAGUUGUAGUGAUAUCACAUCAGGCGGUAUUGAGGGCAUUGUAUGCUUAUUUUGCUGACAGGCCUUUGAAUGAAAUUCCGCACAUUGAGGUACCACUGCAUACAAUAAUAGAGAUACAAAUGGGAGUCACCGGUGUUCAAGAAAAGCGAUACAAACUCAUGGAUUGAAUUUUGUUGCAAGGAUUCUUUUAUUCUAAUCUGGGGACUCAUAAUGCUGAGUCAAUCCUAUCAAUUUUUUUAUUUAUUUGUCAACAAGGUGUAAGAUUAGCCAAACGUCGCACUGUAUUUGCAAUAAUAAUUCAAUGAUUUAGUCAUGAGGGGCAAAUCUUAAUUCU
Malania oleifera is the source of this 2645-nucleotide messenger RNA. RefSeq names its product 6-phosphofructo-2-kinase/fructose-2,6-bisphosphatase. NCBI's taxonomy places the organism in Eukaryota, Viridiplantae, Streptophyta, Magnoliopsida, Santalales, Ximeniaceae. The record is from RefSeq and is a predicted model, not a curated record. The transcript is spliced from 24 exons. The coding region runs from base 229 to 2478 and encodes 749 amino acids. Gene Ontology annotation, cellular component: cytosol. Gene Ontology annotation, molecular function: 6-phosphofructo-2-kinase activity; ATP binding; fructose-2,6-bisphosphate 2-phosphatase activity. Gene Ontology annotation, biological process: fructose metabolic process; fructose 2,6-bisphosphate metabolic process.